AUGGACGAUAUCGAGGAACGGCUGCGUAGUCAUGCGCAGGCAUUUGACGGCCUACUGUCCUUGAUCCCCGCCAAAUACUACUACGGCGAGGAAGAUACCAGUGAUCAAUGGCAACGCAAGAAGCAGACCAAAGAGCAAGCCCGUGAAGCAAAGCGUGCGAAGCUGGACCCCGAAGCCGCCAAGACUGCUAAGGACGUGAUGGACGAGAACGCUCGCAAGCGUAAGCGGGAGGAUGGGACCCUCGAGUCCGACGGGUCCGACGGAGAGCUGGGCACAGAGACCCCCAAGGAGGGAUUGAACCGCGGAACAGCCAACUCCAAGAAGCAGAAGCCCGUCGAAAAGUCUGACAAGGCAGACCCCGCCAAGGCAGCCGCCGCCGAAGAGCGCAAAAAGCAAAAGGAAGAGAAGAACCAACAAAAGAAGGCCGCCCAAAAGGAAAAGAAGAAGGCCAAGGAUGCUGCACGCAAGGAAAAGGCUCAGGAAAAGAAGCCAUCGACCACUUCCACCGAGGACUCGGAAAAAUCUGCAGCCAAGCCCAACGGCACUGCAGCGAAGAAGGAUGCAGAGUCUGCGGAUGAAGAUGACGACGAAGAGGAUGACGGUGUUGUUGAAGAAGGAUUCUCUAUCGAGUUCAACCCUGAGCAGGAAAACCCCUCCACUGCUACAUCCACAUCUGACUCCCCCGAUGCCUCAAAUCCCCAAUCCGGCAGCUCCUCUACCUCAUCUAUCGUUCCCCCCUCCGCCUCCACCGAAGCCAAAUCCCCAGAGCCCAAACCCCUCAAGCACACACCCGAAGAGCUGAAGCAGCGCCUACAAAAGCGUCUGGAUGAGCUCCGAGCCAAGCGUCACGCAGACGGACUUAACGGCAAGCCCGCCCGCAACCGCCAAGAGUUGAUCGAAGCCCGCCGCCAGAAGGCCGAGCAAAGAAAAACGCACAAGAAGGAGCUGCGCCAAAAAGCCAAAGAGGAGGAACAGCUGAAGACCGAUGAAGCCAUGGCCCGCCGUUUCUCCCCCGGUGGCUCUGGAUCCCUACUUGCUUCUCCCCGCUCCCCCGCCGAGUCUGUCGCAUCCAACGGCAACAACUUCGCCUUUGGACGUGUCAUGUUCACCGACGGCCAGCAGACCGAUGUCGCUGGCGAAGUCCGUGACAAGCACAAAUCCAGCGGUGCUCGCGACCCCGCUGCCCAGCUCAAGGCCGCCGAGGCCAAGAAGGCUCGACUCGCUGAGAUGGACCCCUCCAAGCGUGCCGAUAUCGAAGACAAGGACCUGUGGCUGAACGCCAAGAAGCGUGCCCACGGCGAGCGUGUUCGUGACGAUACCUCCCUUCUCAAGAAGGCUCUCAAGCGCAAGGAGACCGCGAAGAAGAAGUCCGAGCGCGAGUGGAAGGACCGCCUCGACACUGUCGUUCGCUCCAAGGAACAACGCCAGAGCAAGCGCGAAGAAAACCUCCGCAAGCGCAGAGACGAGAAGGGCAGCAAGGGUGGCAAGAAGAAGCCCUCCAGCGGUGGAAAGAAGAAGGCUCGUCCUGGAUUCGAGGGCAGCUUCAAGGGUGGCGGCAAGAAGAAAUAA
Molecule: messenger RNA, 1569 nt
Organism: Penicillium olsonii
Lineage: Eukaryota; Fungi; Ascomycota; Eurotiomycetes; Eurotiales; Aspergillaceae
Source: the annotation of a GenBank genome assembly